Molecule: messenger RNA, 4604 nt
Organism: Ochotona curzoniae (black-lipped pika)
Lineage: Eukaryota; Metazoa; Chordata; Mammalia; Lagomorpha; Ochotonidae
Gene: PHF12
Product: PHD finger protein 12
Exons: 14
Coding region: 619-3687 (1022 amino acids)
Biological process (GO): negative regulation of transcription by RNA polymerase II
Cellular component (GO): nucleus; Sin3-type complex
Molecular function (GO): protein binding; transcription corepressor activity
Source: RefSeq, a predicted model, not a curated record
AUGAAUGUGGGAGAAAAUGGAGACCAAGACGAUCGUGUACGACUUGGACACGUCGGGGGGGCUGAUGGAGGUAAGAGUGGCCCUCCUCAUCCCCUUUCCUCCCCCACCCGGGCGCCGGGAGGGAACCUCCGCCCUCCACCCCACAAAGCCGGCCCUAAGCUCGAAGCGCCAGAGGGCCAGGAGAGGGGGGUGCCCUCCUCACCCAGCCUCUCCCUCCCAUCUUUGCGAUUUGGGGGGCAGAGGGGGAGGUUGAACUCAGCCUUGGAGGACGUUUGCAGCAGUUUUCACCGACCCGCCGCCCUCGAUUCGCUUUCCGGAGGCGCCAGCCCACUCCAUCUCCUUGCACCGGCGGGUCUCCCCACCCCCUUCUCGUCGGCCCCUUUGUGCUUCCCCCUGCACGUCCGGGCACCGGGCUUCGGGCCUCUCCCGAGCCAGGCUUUGGAGUCCCCCACUGUCCAUACAAGGAAGUGGCGAGAAGGGAACCGCGCACCCUCCUCCCCAUCCCCCGGUCCUGAGCCUCCCCAUUUGGAAGAAGCUGCUGUGUUGCGCUGCAGGGACGCGGCUAGGGUGGGCGUCCCCUGGUUCCGGGGGUGCUGAGAGGUUCUGGGAGCAGCCGGGAUGGGAGGCAGAAGGACAAAAGGGGGGAGAGGGCUGGGUGACGGCGAAGGCGUGCCGGGGGGGCCGAGGAGCGCCCGGGAGCUCCGCGUGUGCACACACGCCGUUUGUAUGUGUGUGCAGCAAAUCCAAGCUCUGCUGGCUCCCCCCAAGACGGAUGAGGCGGAAAAGCGGAGUCGCAAGCCCGAGAAGGAGCCGCGGAGAAGCGGCAGGGCCACCAACCACGACAGCUGCGAUAGCUGCAAGGAAGGGGGAGACCUCCUGUGUUGUGACCACUGCCCGGCCGCCUUCCAUCUCCAGUGCUGUAACCCUCCACUGAGUGAAGAGAUGUUGCCGCCUGGAGAGUGGAUGUGUCACCGGUGUACUGUUCGCCGAAAGAAACGAGAGCAGAAAAAGGAGCUAGGCCAUGUCAAUGGACUGGUAGACAAAUCUGGCAAACGGACUACAUCCCCUAGCAGUGAUACUGACCUGUUGGACAGAUCAGCUAGCAAAACUGAACUCAAGGCCAUUGCACAUGCCCGGAUCAUGGAAAGAAGAGCCAGCCGGCCUGGUACGCCUACAUCCAACGCCAGCACAGAGACCCCCACCUCCGAGCAGAAUGACGUUGAUGAGGACAUCAUUGAUGUGGACGAGGAGCCAGUUGCAGCAGAACCAGACUAUGUGCAGCCACAGCUGAGGCGGCCUUUUGAGCUGCUGAUUGCUGCCGCCAUGGAGCGGAAUCCCACCCAGUUUCAGUUACCCAAUGAACUGACUUGUACCACUGCGCUACCAGGUUCUAGCAAGAGGAGAAGAAAAGAGGAAACCACAGGGAAAAAUGUUAAGAAGACCCAGCAUGAGUUAGAUCACAAUGGUCUUGUUCCUUUACCGGUCAAAGUCUGUUUCACGUGUAACAGGAGUUGCCGUGUGGCCCCUCUUAUCCAGUGUGAUUAUUGCCCCCUCCUGUUUCACAUGGACUGCCUCGAGCCACCGCUCACUGCCAUGCCCCUGGGCAGAUGGAUGUGUCCAAAUCACAUCGAACAUGUGGUGCUGAACCAGAAGAAUAUGACACUGAGUAAUCGGUGUCAGGUAUUUGAUCGUUUCCAGGACACCAUUUCACAGCACGUUGUCAAAGUGGACUUCCUGAACCGAAUCCAUAAGAAACACCCUCCUAAUCGCCGUGUGCUCCAGUCUGUCAAAAGAAGAAGUUUGAAGGUUCCUGAUGCUAUAAAAUCUCAGUACCAGUUUCCACCCCCUCUCAUUGCACCCGCGGCCAUUCGGGAUGGGGAGCUGAUCUGCAAUGGGAUCCCUGAGGAAUCACAGACGCACCUUUUGAACUCUGAGCACUUAGCUACCCAGGCAGAGCAACAAGAGUGGCUCUGUAGUGUUGUUGCGCUCCAGUGCAGCAUAUUGAAACAUUUAUCUGCUAAGCAGAUGCCUUCGCAGUGGGACUCUGAACAGACAGAGAAGGCUGAUAUUAAGCCUGUUAUUGUGACUGACAGCUCAAUCACCACUUCCCUGCAAACAGCUGACAAGGCACCUACAGCUGCCCACUACCCUUUGUCCUGCCCCUCAGGGUUUAGCACCCAAAACUCCAUGAGCUGCUCUCCACCCCACCAGCCCUCAGCCCUAGAGGACAUCAGCUGCAGUUCUUGUGCGGAAAAAUCCAAGAAAGCCCCUUGUGGGACUGCCAAUGGGCCAGUGAACACAGAGGUGAAAGCCAAUGGUCCUCACCUCUACAACAGCCCCACUGAUUCCACGGACCCCCGGCGACUUCCAGGCGCCAGCACCCCCCUACCAAGCUUCUCACACCGGCAAGGCUGGCCCCGGCCCCUCACGCCACCAGCGGCUGGGGGGCUUCCGAACCACACCGUCGGCAUCAUUGUGAAGACAGAGAAUGCCACUGGCCCUAGCUCUUGCCCCCAGAGGAGUUUGGUUCCUGUCCCAAGCCUGCCCCCUUCCAUUCCUAGCUCUUGUGCCAGCAUUGAGAACACCAGCACUUUGCAAAGAAAGACUGUCCAACCACAGAUAGGACCUCCGUUGACAGAUUCAAGGCCACUGGGAUCACCCCAAAAUGCCACCCGGGUGCUUACUCCCCCUCAAGCAGCAGGAGAUGGGAUCUUGGCCACAGGAGCCAACCAGCGAUUCUGCUCACCAGCGCCAUCAUCAGAUGGCAAGGUCAGCCCCGGCACGUUAUCCAUAGGAAGCGCUUUAACCGUACCCUCUUUCCCAGCCAACUCUACUGCCAUGGUGGACCUCACCAACUCACUUCGAGCAUUUAUGGAUGUCAACGGAGAAAUCGAGAUAAAUAUGCUGGACGAGAAGCUGAUCAAGUUUCUGGCCUUGCAGAGAAUACAUCAGCUUUUCCCUUCCCGGGUCCAAACUUCACCAGGCAGUGUCGGAACACAUCCACUGGCUUCCGGAGGGCACCACACAGAAGUACAAAGAAAGGAGGUACAGGCCCGAGCUGUGUUCUACCCCCUCUUGGGGCUGGGAGGAGCUGUGAACAUGUGCUAUCGAACCCUCUACAUCGGGACAGGAGCUGACAUGGAUGUGUGCCUUACAAACUAUGGUCACUGUAACUACGUGUCCGGGAAACACGCCUGCAUAUUUUACGAUGAGAAUACCAAACAUUAUGAGCUGUUAAACUACAGUGAGCACGGGACAACGGUGGACAAUGUGCUGUAUUCCUGUGACUUCUCUGAGAAGACCCCGCCAACCCCCCCAAGCAGUAUUGUUGCCAAAGUGCAGAGUGUCAUCAGGCGCCGCCGGCACCAGAAACAGGAUGAAGAGCCAAGUGAGGAGGCAGCCAUGAUGAGUUCCCAGGCACAGGGGCCGCAGCGGAGGCCCUGCAAUUGCAAAGCCAGCAGCUCAAGCUUGAUUGGGGGCAGUGGGGCCGGCUGGGAGGGCACGGCCUUGCUGCACCAUGGCAGCUACAUCAAGCUGGGCUGCCUGCAGUUCGUCUUCAGCAUCACUGAAUUUGCGACCAAACAGCCCAAAGGCGAUGCCAGCCUCCUGCAGGAUGGGGUCUUAGCAGAGAAACUCUCUCUCAAGCCUCACCAGGGCCCUGUGCUGCGCUCCAACUCUGUUCCCUAGGGCAGUGGCCACCCCGCCACUGGCCUAUCCACCCAAGACUCCUGCAAUGCAAAAAUGUACACAAACCAAGCCCGGUGUUUUUUAGACUCUACCAGAAACCCUUCAACUACAAUCUUUGCAUGAAAUGAAGAAAACCUUUUGACUGUUUUUUAAGGGGAAAAAAAAAACUUUCUCUUUUCUCAAGUUCUAGGGGGCAUUUGCACAUAUAUUUGUACUCAACAUUUCAUGGGAAAGCGGCAGACCCGAGCUGAGGAACAGUGUGGGCAGGGAGGGGAAGACCUGUGGCCUGGACACUUCCUCCGACACAAAGCCCUUCCCCACCCACCUUCUGCUCCCUCCCCCUCGCCCGCCGUUGUAAAAUAAUCAGAAACUUGUUCUAUUUUGUGGCAGUGACAAUAGUUUUAUAUUAAAAGAAAAAAAUACAGUUUUCAUACAGCAAAAUCUAUACAAUAUCAUUGUUUUAUUUAAUAUAAAGCGCUACCCACCCCUCUUCCACAGUUCCCACCCUCCGAGUUACUUCCCUUUCUGCAGCGGUUGCACUACAGGUAGCUACUGUGUAUUAUGGACAAAUGAGAAAUGGAUUCUUUUUCUGGCUGUCCAUCUAUUUUAUUUCAAAUAAGGAAAAGUAUUUGGAUUUUGUGUAAAUACAUCUAGUGAUGACAUUUUUCAAUGUUUUUAAAAACUGUGUACAGUACUACAUGUGGUAGAGCGUUUUCAAAUUGUCUAUUGUAGCAAAAAUGUUUUGUCGUAAAUCUGUUUUGUCUCCUUUUUUUGUUCUCUCCUCUUCCUCCAACCCCUGGCUCCCUCUCUUCCCACCCCCACAACUAGUACCAAUGUACAUAGUAAUUGUAAUGUUUUAGACUUUACAGAAACUUUCCUGUAUUCUGUAUAUAAAAAAAAAACAAAAAGAUUUCAAA